AUGCAACAUCAGGAGCAAGCACCAGUCUACACGCCAUAUCCGACGGAAUUACCGCCAGCUUUUCCAAUUGGAUUCCGUCAAACCGCCCCAUUGGUCAAUGUGACCGAACUUCAAGCUCACCUGCGUCUUCUUGGUGCAAUAUCAAGACUCAAGUUUGAUGUCCAGAGCCAGAGAUCUGGUAUCGCCGCAAGAGGCACCAAGGAUAUGGCCUGGGUCGUCUUUGUCAAUCGUGCCGUAUUUCGAUUCUUUACAUGGGUGAGCGCAUCGUGGCAACGAUCCAGGCCAGGAUUCGACGAAACAAUGAUCCCCCCUCUCGACGUGUUGAUGGUUUGGCAUACGUAUCUACUCAAUCCGCGAACAUACUUCGAGGACAGUCAACGCAUGGAGUCAGUCUAUGCAACAAAUCUUUGCACUCUAGCGGAAAUGCCGUUGACAUUGGUCGCGUCCCUCAUCCAGGGCCAAACUUUGGACCCUCUAUCUCCGUCGGCGGAGAGACAGCACUUCUUCGAACGAACAACUGGUCUCCCGUGGUAUAUGCCCUUGACCACGGAUUAUUCUGAAUGCCUCGCUGUCUUCUGCCCACUGUGCCAGGUUAUCAACUCUCGCGUAAGAUGGGUGACAGACGACGAAACUGGUUACGCGCAGGCAAAGUUCAAGCACCGAUGCGAGUCUUGCUGCAAAGAGUUUACGAAAGGGGCGAUGGGCAUGCGUCGCUUCGUGGACGAAGUCUCGCUUCAAAGGUCUGGCACAAAGGUCUUCUUCUCUGAGACACUGCUGGAGCCACCGACAGGAAAAGUAAACGAGAAAGCCGCCCAAACGUUUGUCGAAAAGGUCUUCAAGGCACUGCACAAGGACUACAAAAUCCUCAAGCCUUUCAAGGGCGAGAACCCGGCAGAGGAGGCGACUAAACUCGGUGAUGCGUUAGCCUGGGAUUUCGAGAUUCUCUGUGAUCGGCUCCAUGAAGGUGUACGACCUACGACAGUCCCCGAUAGAAAGAACCGCAAUCCGCGGUUGCAACGGUUCGCUGUCGCCUACAGUAACCCCGGUAUGGCGUCUAUCGAUCUUGUCGGGGCUGUUUUACGCCAAGGCUCGUUUAUUUCCAAGAUGGACGAACUUGGAUGGACCCGGCCAGGCCGGUUUGACUUGAUUGCCGAAUCUGCUCCGCUGGUGCGAUCUGUAGCGCGCUACCAUGCCUUUCUGGAUCUCAUGGCCGCGCACAAUUCGACAUUCUUUGUGCCUACUCUGGACAUUGAUUUAGCGUGGCACACCCAUCAACUCAAGAGUGUCCACUAUCGAACGGCGACGACACUAUUUGUAGGAAGGUUCCCAAAUCAUGACGACAACAUUGAACCUAGCACGCUCUCGACCGCGUACGACAUCACGGCAAAAGCCUGGAAGGCCCGGUUUGGAGUUGCGUAUAGUGUGUGCGGGUGCGUACCGGACGGCGACUCUGCAUCACGCAUCAGCAGAUUCGCGUCGAAAAUCGCUAGCGGAUUCAAAAAACGAGACAAUAGUCCGGAUCCCCAAAUGCGUUUUCUACUCGUCAACAAACGGCCCGAUCUUGUCAGCACGGACGAAGACGAGGCGGACUCGUCUCAUCCGUCUGAACACACUGCCAACUUUGGAAAUCCUAGAGAUACAACUACGGCCACUACACGGUCUGAACGGGAGCGCAAAGUAGCCAAGUGCCUUGCUAGUGCCCACAAAGGCGCGGCGCGUGACCCGUGGAGAGGACUUCAAGCCGAGCGAACUUCUACGGAGGGUAUAAUCAAUGCAUUCCUGGCGCGUGUGGAGGCGGAGGAAUGGGAAAUGGGUGCUCGGGCUGCACGGUGGGCGGAUGUGGAGAAGGACCUGGAUCUGGAGCAGGAUCUGGAUGUACGGGAUGUGGAGGAUGUGGAGGAUGUGGAGUAA
Messenger RNA from Serendipita indica DSM 11827, 1911 nucleotides. The record is from the annotation of a GenBank genome assembly. NCBI's taxonomy places the organism in Eukaryota, Fungi, Basidiomycota, Agaricomycetes, Sebacinales, Serendipitaceae.